This is a messenger RNA of Gossypium raimondii (Peruvian cotton), 1125 nucleotides long. Its product is annotated as ethylene-responsive transcription factor ERF062. Gene Ontology annotation, biological process: regulation of DNA-templated transcription. The transcript has a single exon. Gene Ontology annotation, molecular function: DNA-binding transcription factor activity; DNA binding. NCBI's taxonomy places the organism in Eukaryota, Viridiplantae, Streptophyta, Magnoliopsida, Malvales, Malvaceae. The record is from RefSeq and is a predicted model, not a curated record. The coding region runs from base 37 to 984 and encodes 315 amino acids.
UUUUGUUGUUGUUGUUGUGAUUUUAGGCCAAAAUUUAUGAGCUUGGAAGAUAAGUUUCCAAAAAUGGAAACUUUUAUGAACAAGGAUUGGCCAUCUUUUAGUUAUGGAAUGGCAACAACAGGUUCAACAUUUUUCAACAAUCCAAUCAUAUGGGCUUCUUCAUCAUCAGAGGAAACACCAGGAUCCAAUUUGUUAAAAAAUGUCCCUGGAUUCAUAAACCAGGACAUUAACCAUGGUUUUAAUCCAAUAAACCAAGCUCAACCUUCUCCUUCAAUGGCGACCACCAUGUCACAAUUCCCAGAUUUAACUUCCCUGUUUGGUCCAUCAAAACCAGUCAUUGAUCCCAUCAACGAAAACCCACCAUUGCAGACGCCUCAACAAUGGCUUAGAAUCAACCAGAGCUUCACAAAUGAUCAAUCCAAAGGUUUUAGUGAUUAUUGGCUUAGCACUACCAAGACUCACCCCAUGAAAUACAGUGGACGAAGGUUUCAAAACCAGCACCAGAAGGGUUAUUCAUCGCCUGGGAAACUGUUUAGAGGGGUAAGGCAAAGGCAUUGGGGUAAAUGGGUGGCUGAAAUAAGGUUGCCCAGGAAUCGAACUCGGGUUUGGUUAGGUACUUUCGACACAGCAGAAGCAGCCGCCAUGGCAUACGACACAGCAGCUUACAUAUUGCGUGGUGAAUAUGCACAGUUGAAUUUUCCGGACCUUAAGGAUCAAGUUAUGGCCAACUCUUUGAAUGGGAACACCGCUGCAAUUCUUGAAGCUAAGUUGCAGGCCAUAUCGCAAGGCAGUACGGUUAACAAGAAGUCCGAUCUCGACACAACGACAACUAUGCCGGCCGAGGAGGGAGUUUCGGGUUUGAACCGAAAUACGACAAAAAAUAUGGAGGCUUUAUCAUCGGAUGUUGAUGGUGUACAGCUGAGUAGGUUGCCUUCCUUGGACAUGGAUAUCAUAUGGGAUGCUCUUUUGGUCUCUGAUUCAUGAAAUUUUCCUUUCAUUUGAAUGAAAAAAGAAAAAGAAAAAUUGAUAAUUUUUCAUAUAUGCUCAGGUAUGUUUUUUUUCUAACUUUCUGUAUACGAAGAAAACUGUUUUAAGAAAUGCAAAUGUCAAGGUUUGAAUUCCGAA